AGUUGGCAGGUACAACCGUUUAGUGAAAGGGCCAUCACUAGCCGAUACUCGUCCGGCCAUCUCGAAAUAUUUUAAAAACACACACAUUGUUGUUUUGUUUUUGAAAUAAACAAUUGAAAUGGAUAAGGUGGAGACUGUCACGGUGCCCCAUGUAGAUGCGUACAGAAGGCUGUUGAACAAGGUCAUAUCCCAACUGAUGCUGGACAAGGGAGCCGGCCAGGCAAGCCAUCAGUGUUUGGAGACGCUCACCCAGAUGCUGCAAGCCCUUAUUGUAGAGAUUGGCAACUCGGCGCACAACUUUUGCGAGCUGAGUGGUCGCACCAUGCCCACCGUGGGCGAUGUUAGCCUGGCGUUGAUCAACAUGGGGAUUUCCAUCAGUAGCCUGGAUCCCUAUAUGCGGAGUGAAAAGCACGCGCCCAUUCCCCUGCCGCCACAACAGACGCAGCAGCGCCAGCUUAAUUUGCUCCAGGCGGGCAGCAAAUCCUCCCACCCGCAUUAUGUACCGAGCUACUUUCCAUCCAUGCCGGAUCCCCACGCCUACAUACGGACUCCCACGCACAAGCAACCGGUGACUGAGUACGAGGCCAUUCGGGAGAAGGCCGCCUGCCAGAAGAGGGAUAUCGAAAAGGCGCUCACGAAAUUCCUGUGCAAGACGUCCGAGACAAACAAUCUGUUUCCCACGGAGGACAACAUGUUUCCGUUAAUUGCCUGCAAGCCCGCUUUUCCACCCUAUGCUGCCGCCUUGAAUCCCACGGAUCAGGUAUUUGACUUCGAGGAACUGGAGUACCAUUACCUGGUUGCCAAUCGAACUGAAGAUGUACCCAGCAAAGAGGACGGCGAGGAAGGCGACAGCGAAAACGAAGAGCUGGAAGGGGACAAGUCAAAGGAAGAGAAGCCCGAGCUGGAAAUCAAGCCAAACUCCACCACCAACAAAGCCAUUUUAGAGAAUCCCAACAUAGACAAUCCCUAUUUGCGAGCCGCCACCCUCCCCAAGCGCUCCAAAACUGUAGGAUCAGCGCCGAGUCGUAGUCUGUUGCCGAAAACACCCACGCCUUCUACCUUGGAAAUAACCAAGAAUAGUUCAUAAAAGUGUAAUAUGUAAUAUUGUAGCACAUAUAUUAGACUGUUUGCAUUUUUUUAAGAAGAAAGUAAUUUGUGUGAAAAUCAAUUAGACAAUGUUCACGUCACCAAUACUUUGUAAGCUGAAGUUUUUAAUAAAAUAAUUGUGUAAACUUUGUGUAUUCGAAACAGGCGAUACUUACAAUUCAACUCGCCUUAGACUCACAUUUUCAUGAUAGUA
Drosophila ananassae is the source of this 1300-nucleotide messenger RNA. It is a transcript of the gene Taf8, whose product is annotated as transcription initiation factor TFIID subunit 8. Gene Ontology annotation, biological process: transcription initiation at RNA polymerase II promoter. The transcript is spliced from 4 exons. Gene Ontology annotation, molecular function: protein heterodimerization activity. The coding region runs from base 119 to 1087 and encodes 322 amino acids. Lineage: Eukaryota; Metazoa; Arthropoda; Insecta; Diptera; Drosophilidae. Gene Ontology annotation, cellular component: transcription factor TFIID complex. The record is from RefSeq and is a predicted model, not a curated record.